AUCAAAUUACUGAUUUGGGUUUGAAAUUUUCUAGUCUAGCUUAUCUUAUUCAUGCAAUGGAAAUCUUUGUGCAAAAUUCGGAGGCCGCGCUGCUCCGUAUUUCCGUUCCCGGAUUUGUGUUAUGGAACAAUCAAUCCUGGG
Molecule: messenger RNA, 141 nt
Organism: Racocetra fulgida
Lineage: Eukaryota; Fungi; Glomeromycota; Glomeromycetes; Diversisporales; Gigasporaceae
Source: the annotation of a GenBank genome assembly